Molecule: messenger RNA, 2334 nt
Organism: Kickxella alabastrina
Lineage: Eukaryota; Fungi; Kickxellomycota; Kickxellomycetes; Kickxellales; Kickxellaceae
Product: serine dehydratase alpha chain-domain-containing protein
Exons: 2
Coding region: 244-2244 (666 amino acids)
Biological process (GO): gluconeogenesis
Molecular function (GO): 4 iron, 4 sulfur cluster binding; L-serine ammonia-lyase activity
Source: RefSeq, a predicted model, not a curated record
UAUUCUUUGUGCUAUUCACAUCCCCCUCCUUAUUUAUUUUUGCAUUAACAAAUUUCCACAAAGAAAGCCUCCCCGCAGCAACAGAAACAGCAGCAACAGCAGCAACACCGCCAGUGCCAAUUUUCACUGCUUACUCGUGUGCCAGUUUAUAAAUAUUAUCUGCCAGAGUGCCUUUUGUAACAUAUACAUCUCUCAUAUUCACACUCGUUUACAGCAAAGCAAGCAAUAUUAACAAACACAACCAUGAGCAUGUCGAUUCGCGCACUCACCCGGAACAUUGUGGUUUCUGCCAGGCCGCAGGCAACCAGGCAGAUGCACAGCCUGACAGCACCAGUCAUCAAGGCCGGGCACUGCUUGUCAGCGCUCAACAAGCAGCAGCAGCAGGCUCGGCACCAGCUAUCUCAGCGGCCAAUUGGGGUCCGCGCUCUAGGCACCACAUCAGCUACACCGCAGGAAGACCCCCAGCAGGCGGCCAAGACCGCCAACAAGGGCGAUUCUAUCCCCGACAGUUCUGCCGAGAAGGAGUCGACACACCACGCUGUUGUCAGCACAUUCGACCUGUUUUCCAUCGGAGUUGGCCCUUCGUCUAGCCACACCGUCGGGCCAAUGCGCGCGGGAAAGAUUUUCGUCCAGGAUUUGGUCGAUCACAAGGUGCUUACUAAGAUCAGAAGCAUCAAAGUUGACCUGUACGGCUCGCUCGCGCUGACCGGCAUUGGGCAUGGCACACCUAACGCCACGCUGAUGGGCCUUGAGGGCGAGCUUCCCGAGUCCGUGCCCACCGAGUCCAUCAUUUCGCGCGUGCAGGCCAUGCACGAAACUAACACGAUAACACUGAAUGGCAUGCACCGCGUGCGGUUCAAUCCCGACAAGGACAUGACGCUGCACUACUACGAGUCCCUGCCUCAGCAUCCCAACGGCAUGCGGUUCACUGUGUUCGACGCCAACGGAGAUAUGCUGGCCACCAACGAGUAUUUUAGCAUCGGCGGAGGCUUUGUGGUCAACGAAAAGACCCAGCUCGCGCACGGCGAGAACGUGUUUUAUCGCGAUUAUGCGCACACGACAGCCGGCGUGGGCAUGGCUUCGGGAUCGGCGGCGGACAUUGAUGGAAGCACAGCCUCGAGCACUACGGCCAGACCUGCCGCUGAGUCUGCCCAGAUGGCUGAGCGCACGCAGCAGGAUCUGGUUACAGCUGCGCUGCCAUUUCGUACGGGCAAGGAUCUGAUUGAGCUGUGUGAGCGCGAGGGCCUAUCUAUCGCCGAGGUAGUCUUCCUCAACGAGCUGCAGUGGCGCAGCCGAGAAGAGGUCAUCAAUGCUGCCUUUCGUAUCUGGGCUGUCAUGGACGACUCUAUUCGCCGGGGCUGCCUCUCAAAGGAUCGCAAGCUCCCUGGCCGCCUCAACGUGCACCGCCGUGCGCCAAAUCUAUACCAAAACCUUAUGCGUGGAAUCUACGGCUCUGCUGAGCAAUACGCAUUGCCUGAUGCCCAACGCCCAAUGCUUGCCGAUGGCGUGGAUCCGGCCACCAGUUUGUUUGCUGUGUCGAGAAAGGACGGCUUCUCAGCCUCGUCGCUCUUGGAGACGUCGCUGACCAGCACGCAGCGCAACGAGCUUACGGGUGUGUUCAAACGCCGCCAGCGCGCUCGCCGCCCGGUACUUCCCCAACUGGACUAUCUGUCCGUUUAUGCCAUUGCUGUCAAUGAGGAGAAUGCCGCCGGUGGUCGUGUGGUCACCGCGCCGACCAAUGGAGCAGCCGGAGUCAUUCCAUCCGUGCUUAAGUACCACCUGGAAUUCCUCAGUGAGGAUCCGUCGCGGGAUAUCUUGGAGUUCUUAUUUACUUCUGCAGCCAUCGGAAUGCUGUACAAACGCGGGGCCUCGAUCAGCGCCGCCGAAAUGGGCUGCCAGGGCGAAGUUGGCGUUGCCUGCAGUAUGAGCGCCGCGGCCUUUGCUGCCGUAAUGGGCGGUACGCCAGCCCAAGUUGAGAAUGCCGCCGAGAUUGGCAUGGAGCAUAACCUGGGAUUGACCUGCGAUCCUGUUGAUGGGCUAGUUCAGAUCCCGUGCAUUGAGCGAAAUGCUCUGGGCGCCGUUAAGGCAGUGACUGCCGCCCAGCUUGCACUGCAGGGCGACGGUAGCCACAGAGUGUCCCUUGACCAGGUAAUUGAGACGAUGCGCCAGACAGGCCAUGACAUGAUGUCAAAAUACAAAGAGACGUCCCAGGGCGGCCUUGCUGUCAAUGUGCCCAUUUGCUGAAUGGCAAUCAUUUUUGAUUUAAUCUUAGUUUGAUGAUAAUUGCGAUUAGUAUCAAUUAAUAGAUAUGUAUUUUGAUAUUAAUUUGCAAUU